CGCGUGUCCAUGACAGCUGCAUUGCAAUACAUGCAUAUAUAUAUACUACAUACGUAUAUGUGUGGCGUGUCGUGUGUGUCGUGCCGCAUGUGAUGUCAAUGAGAAUUAUGUACGUAAAUGAGUACGUAAACAAAUAAUCUCUUGAAAUUUUUUAAAUUAUGAAAAGGUGAUAACUCUUAUAUUAAAUGGUAGACGAUGUGAAAAAUAGAUUAGAGAAAAUUAAAAUAUAACCUUUAAUUGCCGUUGUUUAUUACAUAGUGCUUAACAACGGAUAUAAACAAUAUAACGCAAUGUCACGGGAAAUAUUAACUAUACAAAUUGGUCAUUAUUCCAAUUUUGUUGGAACUCAUUUUUGGAAUUUACAGGAAACUAAUUUUUCUUAUGAUGCUGACCGUCCAUCUGAAAUAAAUAAUGAUGUUCUGUAUAGAGAGGGGGAGAAUUUACAGAAACAAGUGACCUAUACUCCCAGGCUGUUACUCGUAGACUUAAAAGGAACAUUAGGAUAUUUGAAAGAGGAAGGUACCUUGUAUCAUGCCGAACAGGAUGAAGAAACAAAAUUAUUAUGGGAUAAUGAUAAGGUUGAAGUCACUAAAGAAGAGGCUGCCGUUAAAACUUCAUUCGUUAAAAGUCUAGAUGAAUCUGCAAGAUCUUCAGAAUCGACAACUGUUACCAUAGACAACAAUGUUAAUACAUGGGUAGAUUAUUUAUUGCCAAGAUUCCAUCCUAGAACUGUGAGCACGAUCAAACAGUAUAAGCAUAAUUGUGCAGAGCAGCCAUUUGAUAUUUAUAUGUAUGGAAAAAAUUUAUGGCAUACUGAACAAUUCUCGGAAGAUUUCAUAGAAAAAAUAAGAACAUACGUAGAAGAGUGUGACCAUAUGCAAGGUUUUCAAGUUAUUCUAGAUUCUGUGGACAGCUUCGGUGGACUCGGAGCGUCGUGUAUAGAACAUUUACGAGAUGAAUACGGGAAGAGUAUACUAGCGUUUCCAUGUAUUGACAGUAAAAAGUCCGAACCUUCAAAGUUUGAUUUAAUCAAGGCUCUGAACACCGCGCUGUGCUGGCAACAUAUUGGAGAAUUUUCUUCGUUAUACAGUCCACUUUGUUGUAGUCAAACUGUUUGGCCUCGCGCAGGAGAACCGCGAGCGUUCAAUCAUUUAUCGUAUAAUUCAGAGCUGAAUAUUCAUAGCAGCGCGCUACUAGCGACGGCAUUGGAUGUAGCGACUAUAAGAUACAGACGCAAAGAGUAUCCAAACGUUGUACUGACAGACUUAUGCGCGGAUCUUAAUAAGAUGGGUCGUAAAGCAGCAGCGACAAGUCUGACCUUGCCAUUCCCAAUGGCAGCGAAAAUGGAUUUGAUCGACGUGUUGGACGACUUGACGGGACCAUUGUGGACAAGCCUGACACCGAAUUGUGAAAUAGAAAUGGAUAAAACUAUGCGAAGUAUCGCGUUACGUGGCGUUCCAGAAGAAAGAUUGAAACGACCCAUGGCGAAGGCGAUGAAACAAAUGUCGAAACCAGCCUAUAGAUGUUCUUCCGUGCACGAGAUGAUGAUGCUGUAUUUAGCUUCCACUUCGCACGCAUCGGCCACUUAUCUUACCACCAUUUCUUCGCCACUGAUUGUCAAAGAUCCGUAUCCAAGAUUCUUUAAUAAUAAUAUUACCGAGACAGGCGAUAUUAUGGGAUGGCCGCUGGGAAAUGAUGUUAAAUCUGUUUCCGUUAUGGCCGGCUUGCACAGUGGAAGUAGCCUUCGGACAAUGUACGAAUCCUUGCACAGUCAAGUGAGCAGGAUAAGAAGUAUAAGACAAUUUCACGCGUUCACAGAUUCUGGCCUAGAAGAAGAUGAAUUUCGAGAGUGCCUCAACCAUCUGCUCGACUGUAAAGAAAAUUACGAAGACCACUAUAUUUAAUUGACAAUUAAGUUAAUCGCCGGGAAUUGCACAAAUCCGUACAAUAUAUCUUUUUUCCACGAA
Megalopta genalis is the source of this 1967-nucleotide messenger RNA. Lineage: Eukaryota; Metazoa; Arthropoda; Insecta; Hymenoptera; Halictidae. The record is from RefSeq and is a predicted model, not a curated record.